GUACGUCGCGCGCCAUCGAUCUCCUCCAGGCAGACAUUCCAUGUCCACUUCCGGAAGCCCAUCUGGUGGGAGGGGAGUGUCAUCUCCCCGGCCUAACAGACAACAAGGAGGUCGAGGUAAGUAUCGUUUUCUCAUACACCGUGAUCUUUGAACUCUCUUACUAUCAGUCAUGUACAACUACUCUGAACAAGCUGUCAAUGCCCUGCAUUGCGAUUCGAUUAUUUUAUGCAAAUGCCUUACACAAUGCAAGCAUUCUCGUGCGAGUAUCUAUUCACACCCAUCCACCAUUACACCUACUUAUUAUCUUUACCCAGAUGCCAAGCAUACAUUAUGUCGCAAUGUGGUGAUCUAUGGUCACUGCCGAUAUGAAAAUAGCGGCUGUAACUUCCAGCAUGACCGUGCUAAGAUCAGCUCAUCAGGCUCGCAGAAUGACAGCAAGAAGAAAUUCAAUGCCGACUCGCCAGCUUUUCAGCCAACUCCUCUGCAAUCGACGACAAAUCUGCAGCUUUCAGCCAAUGGUGCUUCAUCCACACCCAGGAACGCGACCAUCUCCCCGAAAGCGUUGAACGCCGCCAUUUUCACACCAAAAUCUCAAAACGUGCAGCCUAUAGCCCCUUCAACACUGAGCAAGGAUGUAUCACAAGAGUUCGUACCCUCACAGUCACACCAAUCACAAGAUUAUGUGGACUACUCGGCUGGCGCUUAUGACUCUCAAUAUCAGAUGGAUCCAAGUGCCGCAAUGGCCUUGAACUACGACACCUAUAACUCAAACUCACCCAUGACCGGGCUUUCCGGGGCUGCCAGCCAGAUGUCAUUGGAUCCCUAUUCGCAAAGCGCAGCCGCAGCACAAGCGGCACAAGCUGGAUUCUACCAAAACGUAAAUGCGUUUCAGCCUAAUUGGCAUCACUACUUCCCAGCACCCGACUAUCUACCGCCUCGACCGGCGUAUCAGAAAAGCGUUCAUGAGUUCUUCAUUUCGAACAACUUGAGAGAAGAACUGUCGAAGAAGAUGGAUGCCUGUGCCCAAACUCUCCCUGGGGGAUCAUCAAAUGCUCUAGCGGUCGAAAAUUACCAUUCUCUCGUGCCACUCCCAAUGAGUAGUUCAAAGUCUGCGCCCAUAUUUGGCUACAAGUCUUUCGUUUUCAAAGCUAUAGACAAAGAUGACGGCAAGCCUUACGCCAUACGCCGUUUGGAGAACUUUUCCCUUUUUGACACAGUCAAUGUGAAAGAGAUCGUCAAUUCGUGGAAAAAGAUUAUCAACCCAAACGUCGUUGGCAUACAUAAGAUGUUCACCACCAGAGCUUUUGGUGAUGGAUCGUUCAUCGUCGUUACAGACUAUCACCCUCUAACGCAAUCGUUAGCCAUCCACUUACCGUCCGCGAAUCGAAGGAACAGAGAUAUUCCAACCGAAAGCGUGUUAUGGGGCUACAUCGUGCAAAUCUCGAAUGCCUUGAAAGAUAUUCACGCGCUUGGUCUGGCAGCUCGCGUCAUCACUCCCAGUAAGAUCCUACUUACCUCUCAGAAUCGAGUUCGGAUCAAUGGAUGUGGUAUCCUAGAUGUCACUCAAGGCGAUUCCAAUGUGGCACAAAGCCUAGAGGCACAUCAGAGUGAAGAUAUACGCCGAUUUGGCGUGCUCAUCCUAUCAAUCGGUCUUGGUCAGCCGAUCAGUGUUUUUAAUACCCCAAAUGUUCAAAAUGGUCAGGUCUUGAAUGCUCUAUCUCAAUUCAGCCAAAACAGGAACUUCUCACCUCGUCUCCAGGACGUUGUCCGUUGGCUAGUUCAAGGCCCCUCGGAUGUCAGUCCCGAGGCUCUUCAAUCCUAUGAUAUCCUGUCAUUUCUUCGGGCGAUCACACCCGAGAUUACAUCGACGUUGAGCAGUGCUCUACACGCAGAAGAUAGAAUCACUUCCCUACUUGGCGCUGAAGUGGAAAAUGGGCGGCUCGUUCGCCUGAUGACGAAACUUGGCAUGAUCAACGAGCGAACAGAGUACGAUAGAGAUCCGAAGUGGUCAGAAUCGGGGGCUCGCUAUCCACUGAAGCUCUUUAGGGAUUAUGUUUUCCAUCAAGUGGACAGUGAUAAUCGCCCUUCGCUUGACAUUGGCCAUGUAAUAACAUGCCUGAACAAACUCGACGCUGGCGUGGACGAGAAGAUCAUGCUGACGUCUCGUGACAACGAGCAUAUUGCGAUUAUGUCGUAUAAAGAGCUGUCGGGGCUGGUCACCAGUGCUUACAACGAGCUGUCACAGAAGCCUGGUCAAUACAGCAGGUGACGAUCACGUUAAUUUGAGUUUGGUUUUGAAACACGCUGUUGACCAAUUUGGUAUAAUUAUAGAAAGUUGAGCACGGCAUCAUAUGUAGAGCGAGAUUUUGGAGUGAAAGAGCAAUCUCUACUAAGACAGGGAUAAGCGAC
Pseudovirgaria hyperparasitica is the source of this 2409-nucleotide messenger RNA. RefSeq lists its product as uncharacterized. The record is from RefSeq and is a predicted model, not a curated record. Gene Ontology annotation, molecular function: poly(A) binding; protein kinase activity; ATP binding. Lineage: Eukaryota; Fungi; Ascomycota; Dothideomycetes; Acrospermales; Acrospermaceae. Gene Ontology annotation, biological process: mRNA processing; nuclear-transcribed mRNA poly(A) tail shortening; protein phosphorylation. The transcript has a single exon. The coding region runs from base 170 to 2269 and encodes 699 amino acids. Gene Ontology annotation, cellular component: P-body; PAN complex.